Messenger RNA from Gigantopelta aegis, 1329 nucleotides. RefSeq names its product 5-hydroxytryptamine receptor 1D-like. Bases 1 to 1329 code for a protein of 442 amino acids. Gene Ontology annotation, molecular function: G protein-coupled peptide receptor activity. Gene Ontology annotation, biological process: neuropeptide signaling pathway. NCBI's taxonomy places the organism in Eukaryota, Metazoa, Mollusca, Gastropoda, Neomphalida, Peltospiridae. Gene Ontology annotation, cellular component: membrane. The record is from RefSeq and is a predicted model, not a curated record. The transcript has a single exon.
AUGGAAAACGAGACCGAGCCUUCGACUGGGACCACACUUUUCAAUAUAAGUAAUGUAACAUUGAUGCACGAGUAUCAAGAACUAAUCGAGAAGCUGAAUUACGAACGAAUGCUGUUCCAACUACCAGUGAUAGUUACACUGCUGGUCGUCAUGGUGGUGGCCAUAUUCGGGAACAUUCUUGUCAUCUGUGUGUACAGAAUGACCUACAAGAGCAGUGUAGCCAGUUUCUUUAUCACCCUUCUGGCAAUCGUAGAUCUGAGCACAACGCUAUGCAUCUCCUUCAACAUCCAAGACAUGUUCAAUCCGUACAUGAACCCUCUUCCAGUUGUCUGUAAAAUUGGUCGCUUCCUCGAAUCUUUCGUGACCAUUAUGUCAGGGAAUUUUCUGUUGUGCGUUGCCUUUGACCGGUAUUUCCAUAUAAUCUACCCUCUAAGAAGAUACACCUUCCAGCAAGCCAAAGCCCUCGCCAUAGUGAUGACCGCCGUGGCUCUGUGUAUGUCGUGGCCGCAGCUAUUUCUAGCUGGUAUGAAAACUGUGGAAACGCAUGUAAAAGGGAUUUACGGUGAAGACUGUUCAUUCCGGGAUGACGUUGACAACUCCAUAUAUACCCUGUUAUUUCAAGGUGUACUGAUGGCGACUUUCUUCAUAGGCAUGUUCGUUUUAAUUAUAUUCUACGGUCGAAUUUACUUUGUCAUCUGGAGAAGACUCAGGUGCACUAUUGGAGAACGAGUAUACGUCAGCCCUAAUGGUAAGAGAAGAAAAUGCCAGAUUCAGCUAGAGCUGCUAAAAGGUCGAGCGUCAAACGAAAGUACGGAAAGCACUGAAGUAUCUGUGGACAUUGGAAACAACAAUGAUUCAACAUCAAUUGAGAUACGGGAUGGACCGAGCGAAGAAAAAGAUCGACCCCUAAUGUUAAGCGACAAAAUGGAGACCAGCGACAGCAGUAACGAUUUGGAACUGCACCGCAGUUUAAAACAUGAGACCAAGAGACGUAUCAGUGAUAUACCUAGGAAGAGUAAUAAAACGAGAAACAUUCAAUCCGGGACCUCACGUACGACACGAAUUAUGGCCAUCAUAACGGUGUUUGCAAUUAUUGGAUUUCUGCCAUAUCUGUUAGUGAAUCUGUUUAAAAACAUGGGACUCUUUUUCAGGCCUGGUAUGAGCACGGCAGAGGAUUUGAUCUACGAGUUCUGUACGAAGUCGCAUUUCAUAAAUUCUUUUGUGAAUCCCAUCAUUUACAGUGUAAUGAAUCCCAUAUUCAGGCGUAAUGCAUGGAAAACCGUAAAGACGAUCGGUCAAAUCUGCUGUUUAAAACUUAAUAAUAGUUAA